This is a messenger RNA of Gracilinanus agilis (Agile Gracile Mouse Opossum), 930 nucleotides long. RefSeq names its product olfactory receptor 8G1-like. The record is from RefSeq and is a predicted model, not a curated record. The transcript has a single exon. Lineage: Eukaryota; Metazoa; Chordata; Mammalia; Didelphimorphia; Didelphidae. The coding region runs from base 1 to 930 and encodes 309 amino acids. Gene Ontology annotation, biological process: G protein-coupled receptor signaling pathway; sensory perception of smell. Gene Ontology annotation, molecular function: G protein-coupled receptor activity; olfactory receptor activity; odorant binding. Gene Ontology annotation, cellular component: membrane.
AUGGAAAAAGAAAAUUCUUCCCUAGUGACUGAGUUUAUCCUGAUAGGACUGACAGACCUGUCAGAGCUCCAGCUACCCCUCUUAUUCCUAUUCCUGGGAAUUUAUGUGUUCACCGUUGUGGGGAAUCUGGGCAUGAUUACACUUAUUGGGUUAAGUUCUCAUCUUCACAAUCCCAUGUAUUAUUUCCUCUGUAAUUUGUCCUUCAUUGAUCUCUGUCAAUCAACUGUCAUCAUUCCCAAAAUGCUUGGGAACUUUUCAUCAGAGAAGAAUACCAUCUCCUACCCUGAGUGCAUUACUCAGUUCUAUAUUUUUGCCUUUCUUACCAUUUCUGAAUGUCACAUGUUGGCCGUGAUGGCAUAUGAUCGCUAUGUUGCUAUUUCCAAUCCCCUUCUUUAUAAUGUUCUCAUGUCCAAUAAGAUGUGCUCAUUAUUGGUGGCUGGAGUUUAUGCACUGGGCCUGGUCGGGGCCACAUCUCACACAGGCUGCUUGCUGAAGGUGUUCUUCUGUGAGGAAAAUGCCAUCAAUCAUUACUUUUGUGACCUCCUUCCACUCUUGAAGCUCUCUUGUUCUAGCACUUAUGUCAAUGAAGUGAUGGCUCUGGCUCUGAGUACAUUUAAUAUCCUUUUCCCAACACUAACCAUUAUUUGCUCUUAUAUUUUCAUCAUUGUUAGCAUUCUAAAAAUUCAAUCCAAUGAAGGAAGGUCCAAAGCCUUCAGCACCUGCAGUUCCCAUAUUGCAGCAGUUGGUGUCUUCUUUGGCUCUCUUGCAUUCAUGUAUCUGCAGCCAUCUUCAGUGAGUUCCAUGGAUCAAGGGAAAGUGUCUUCUGUGUUUUACACUAUCAUUGUGCCCAUGCUAAAUCCCCUCAUCUACAGUCUGAGAAAUAAGGAUGUCAAAAUUGCCUUUAGAAAAGUGAUAGGAAGAACAUUCUAG